Clonostachys rhizophaga is the source of this 243-nucleotide messenger RNA. The record is from the annotation of a GenBank genome assembly. NCBI's taxonomy places the organism in Eukaryota, Fungi, Ascomycota, Sordariomycetes, Hypocreales, Bionectriaceae.
AUGGCCGUUGAGGUGCUGCGCAAGGUUGAUCAUACCUACAUCCAUGAUCUGGUGUCUUUUUUCUACGUCCUAAUUUGGAUUUGUGCGCCACAGUCAUGGCAGAAUGGAUUUACCGUAUAUCGCAGCGCUAAAGAUGGUGAUACUACGGUGAAUAGGCUUGAAGAAAUUGUGGGCGAAUUUCCAGAGUUGCUGGAUGUUGUCAAGCCGCUUUGUCUGAGGAUCAGGAAGAUUCUCUUUCCGUGA